AUGAUUGCCCUUUUGUUCUCUCUGCUUGGCAUAGCCAUUUCGCUCUUCCUUGUCUUUUAUGUACAUGAUGCGUAUUUAGCUGUCAAAUAUCAAAGUUUCGUGGACCAGCAGAAAGAGCAAAUGCGUUCUGAUUCGAAAAAGCGUGUCGACCCUAAUUCUUUAUUCAUUGCUACAGAUUUAUCCAAGAGUGUGGAAGAUAACUGCAGAUUGGACUAUGAGUAUCAAGUGGCAUACUACUUGCAUACGGGAGUCGACAGAAGCUCAGACAAGAAUAGUGGCCGUCCUUCAAAGACUUUUGUUUUCCUUCACGGGCUGGGGGGUCAAAUGGCUCAGUUUGAAGGUUUGUUUAAUUUCAUUCCUAAAGAAUAUUCUGUAUUUUCAUUGGACUACUGUGGUUGUGGACUGUCGAAGCGAGCCUUCAAUUCCCACAUAGGACGAUCACCUCGUGAGCUAACUACAGAUGGGUUGACUAAUAUAAUUGAAAAGGUUAUCGAAAAGCACAUAUUUCCUUCCGACUCCAUUGUGCUCGUCGGGCAUUCCAUGGGUGCAAGUAUUGCUACCCGAUUAGCCAAACGAUUAGGGGGAAAAUGCGAGGCUCUCGUUUUGCUUGCUCCCAAGAACCGGUUCAAGAAAGGAGAACUUGAGUUGAUUCGAAGAAUUCAGAAAAUCCCUUCUCCUAUUUUUAGCCUUUACCGACUUUUCGAUCGUUGGAAGGGUCUCAAUAGUCCAUCCGUAAACCGUUGCUUUUCAAGCAAAGCUACGCCUGCCCAGCGUGCAAAGCUUUGGAUUUGGAACCGUGAAAGUGACACUUUUAUAUGGAAGAUGAUGCUGAUGGGUAUUGAAAGCGUUCUCACACCUUCUUUUGUUUUCCCUUCUGUACCCACUUUAAUUAUAACAGGAGACGAGGACUCUAUAUCUCCUCCAUCAGAAAAAGAACUUUAUCAAGACUUACAAAACGACUUUUCUUUUCAAGUCGUUGAAGCAGGACACUGCUUGUUAGUGGAAAAACCGCAUGAGAUAUAUCAGAAAAUCCAUAGCUUUCUACGACUUCCAAAUUAG
Messenger RNA from Schizosaccharomyces osmophilus, 1059 nucleotides. Its product is annotated as lipid particle hydrolase. The transcript is spliced from 3 exons. Bases 1 to 1059 code for a protein of 352 amino acids. NCBI's taxonomy places the organism in Eukaryota, Fungi, Ascomycota, Schizosaccharomycetes, Schizosaccharomycetales, Schizosaccharomycetaceae. The record is from RefSeq and is a predicted model, not a curated record.